Messenger RNA from Schizosaccharomyces cryophilus OY26, 822 nucleotides. Its product is annotated as DUF1640 family protein. Bases 1 to 666 code for a protein of 221 amino acids. NCBI's taxonomy places the organism in Eukaryota, Fungi, Ascomycota, Schizosaccharomycetes, Schizosaccharomycetales, Schizosaccharomycetaceae. The transcript is spliced from 3 exons. The record is from RefSeq and is a predicted model, not a curated record. Gene Ontology annotation, cellular component: mitochondrion.
AUGCGCAUCCUUUCAAGGAAUCCAUUUUGUUCAAGAAUCUCACCAAUUCCUUAUUUUUCACAUCCUUACUUAUUCAAACCUUCAUUUAUAAAGCCGAAAACUCCUUCACUUAUAUCACGAAGAUCAUAUCAUGGAUUCAAUACACUAGGAUUUGUCCGUGCCUUACAGGAGGUCGGCAUUGAGAAGAAAAAUGCAGAAAUAUUUAUGGAAGCCAUUUCUAAUGUAUAUGCGAAUUCUCAUAAGAAAAUGAGUGGAUAUUUGGUGACCAAAGAACAACAAGACCGAGUAAUGUAUCAACAAAAGGUCGAUUUUGCUCAUUUGCGUAGUGAGUUACAAAGCAUCGAGCGUCAAGAAAUGGCAGCUUUACAUGCCCAAGCGGAACAAUUAUUUUCGGAUAUCGAACGCUUAAAAACAUCCUUUCGUGAUCAGCUAAAUAAUUCGACGGCAGAAGCUAGAUUACAAUUAAGUAUUGAGCGAUUAAAUCACUAUGAUGAAGCUUCUUUACAGGAGCUUAAACUUCGAGAGUUGUCUGCCGAAAUCGAUACGGAAAUGUCGAAUUUCCGGACUCAGUUAGCCACAUUUAAAACACAAACCCUUCAAUGGUUGUUGGGGAUUGUAACAGGAUCGGGCGCUUUACUUCUCGCAUAUGUUCGAUUAAUUAUUUAAAUUUUUCUUGCAUGGAAUAUGACUAGUUCUCACAGAUGACAUGUUCUCUGUUUGUUUUCACGUGCUGCUUUGAGUAUACGUUUGUCUUUAUGAAUAGUAAUGAAUGCAUUUCGAAAGCUAUCCAUUUAUUAGCAUGAAUUAUCAUGGAAAAACUAG